AUGGAAGGACAUUUAAGUUCUAGCAUCCCUUCAAGCUCAGUGGCAGAAGAACACGAAACCUCACCUAUGCAAAAGAGUAUACACUCCGAACAUUCGGAUGAUUCAGAACAGUAUAUAGAUGUACCACAUUCAGAAGAAGACAGUGAUUGCAUGGUGUCUUCGUUUAACUCUGGCUCCGAAAAAUCUUUAAACUUGAGCGGUACACUAAUUAACCCGGAAGAUUAUACUAUCUCGUCAGAAGAUGAUAGUAGUGUUAAUUCAGUGCAUAUGGGAGAUACUACGGAUUCAUAUGAAUUUCCAGAAAUAAUAUUAAAUGAUGAUGUUCCUAUCGUACCCGGGCCUGGAGAGAAUCGAGAACAAAUCCUCGCACCUUUGAUUAGUGAUGAAAAUAGUGAACCGGAAGAUGAAAACAGAAUUUUUUCGACACCAAUCCUUGCGACAACCCCAGAAAUUCGACCACCAAGUCCAGCAAUUUCCGAAAUUACUACUCAUUCUAAUGCAUCAGAAAAGAGAAAACGGACGUUACCACCUAAUAUUUCAGACAUUUUGCUUGGACAAAAUCGGUAUAAUAAUUUUCAAUGGGAAGAUGUCAGUUCACGUGUGCUUGUAAGAAGAUUUAUUCAUCAGGAAAUUUUAGUACCAUUUUUCCAAGGUUUCAGUUGGGCAAUUGGAAUGCAUCUUUAUCGUUAUCUACGAUACGGUCGUAAAAAUUCUCCAAUUUCUACGGUUCCACCGGCAAUAACCACAAGCCAUCAAUUAUCCGGAACUUCUUAUUUGCCGCAAAUUCCAAAUUUAACUGAUUGGUUUGAAGUAGGUGAAUGA
Cetraspora pellucida is the source of this 822-nucleotide messenger RNA. The record is from the annotation of a GenBank genome assembly. NCBI's taxonomy places the organism in Eukaryota, Fungi, Glomeromycota, Glomeromycetes, Diversisporales, Gigasporaceae.